This is a messenger RNA of Saccostrea cuccullata (small rock oyster), 3601 nucleotides long. Its product is annotated as alpha-L-fucosidase-like. The record is from RefSeq and is a predicted model, not a curated record. Lineage: Eukaryota; Metazoa; Mollusca; Bivalvia; Ostreida; Ostreidae. The transcript has 8 exons. Gene Ontology annotation, molecular function: alpha-L-fucosidase activity. Gene Ontology annotation, biological process: fucose metabolic process; glycoside catabolic process. Gene Ontology annotation, cellular component: lysosome. The coding region runs from base 42 to 1403 and encodes 453 amino acids.
UUAACUCGGAUCAUGUGAGAAAAUUUCUUUCACAAAGAAACAUGAAGAGACUGUAUUUUCUCUUUACACUUGUAUUUUUUAUUGCCUCGACCGUAGACUGUCAGAAAUAUAAACCAACAUGGGAGAGCAUUGAUUCUCGGCCAAUUCCAGCCUGGUACGACGAUGUGAAAAUCGGGAUGUUCAUUAAUUGGGGGGUGUACUCGGUUCCCUCUUGUACCAGUGAGUGGUUCUGGUGGUACUGGAAGGGCCAGCCGCACGCGGACGUGGUAGAGUACAUGAAGAAAUUUUACCCACCCAACUGGACGUAUGCAGACUUCGCUAAAGAAUUCCGAGCUGAAUUUUAUGAUGCUAAAAAGUGGAAGGAAAUCAUUGUUGCCUCUGGUGUAAAAUAUGUUGCUCUAGCAUCCAAACAUUGUGAUGGUUUUAGCAUGUACCCUACUAAUGUGACAUAUCAGUGGAACUCAAGAGAUGUUGGACCAAAGCAGGACCUUGUAGGUCCCUUAAAAGAUGCAUUAAAGGGAACAGGGGUUAAGUUUGGGAUCUAUCAUGCUAUGAUUGAGUGGUUUAAUCCAAUAUGGUUGGCAGACCAAAAGAAUAACUUUACAACUCAAAGAUAUGUCAAAGAUUAUAUCCAUCCUCAAUUAAAAGAAAUCAUCAACACCUAUAAACCAGACCUAUUGUGGAAUGAUGCCUGCUGGCUGGCCCCGAGCUGGUACUGGAACUCUACCAUAUUCCUGGCCUGGUUGUUCAAUGAAAGCCCUGUCAAAGACGACAUUGUGGUAAACGAUCGCUGGGGAUACGACUGCUUCUGUAAACAUGGUGGAGUCUGGACGUGCUCCGAUCGAUUUCAUCCAGGCCAUGUGAUGCCUCAUAAAUGGGUUAAUGCCAUGACAAUUGACAGAUAUUCAUGGGGCUUCAGACGGAAUGCUGAUCUGGAUCAGUAUUACUCUAUUGAGGAACUCUUAGAGGAAGUGAUUUACACCAUAAGUUUUGGAGGGAACAUUCUGAUCAAUGUUGGACCCACAGCUUGGGGAACCUUUGCCCCGAUCUACGAGGAGAGAUUCCGUCAGCUGGGGUCAUGGUUGAAGGUCAAUGGAGAAGCUAUUUAUAAAACAACCCCCUGGAUUCAUCAAAAUGACACAGAGUCAAACCGAGUAUGGUACACAGCCUCAAAGGCCAACAAGAAGGUGAUUUACUGUUUGGUUUUGGAUUGGCCGUUAAGUAAUGAGAUCUUAUUGGGGUCGCUGAAGGGUAUCCAGGUCACAGCGGUCACACUGCUGGGGUCAGAGGCCACCAUGUACUUCUUUGAGGAGGCUCAUGGACUGCGAGUUUUAUUCCCUGUCAUCAAUAUGCGCAAGAUGCCUUGUCAGUGGGCCUGGAGUUUGAGAAUCACUCUUAAAUAGGGAUUGAUAUGAAAUAUGGUGGGAACAAAUUUAGAUUAUAAUUGUCUGAAAACCUGACAUUUUCCGGGCUUUUUUAUGAUUUUGAUAUUUUACAUGCCAGAGAAACACGUAAAAUAUCAAAAUCAUGAAAAAAUCCUGGAAAACGUCAUAUAAUUGAGACUUACGUUACAAGUGAUAAUUUUCUCCAUUUUACUGCAAAAUAUUUUGUGUGAAAAAAAAUUAAACAUACAUUGUAUACCGGUAUUUGUUGUGAAGAAAUGGUAAUACUUCAAUAUUUGGGACUGUAUAUAAUAAUAAGCAAAUUUUUAAUUUUUUUUAUAAUGUAACCCAGGGUCUUGUCUUGUAUUAUACUUGUUGUGUAUUCAAAACUCAUGAAGAUAUAUGUACUAUAAUGGACAAAAUGGUGCAGUAUUUAUAUGAUGUGGCACUAUAUAAGCUUGUUUUCAUUAAUAAUAUUUACAUAAUCUAAUCAUAUAUUUCCAUAUUUUGGAUCAAUCCUUUAUGGUCAUGAAUUAACUAAUUUCUGAGAUUGUUGCAACAAAAAUAAAAGACAGCACAUAUAAAAGAUGCCAAAACGAUCCUACUAAUUUAGACACACAGUAGAAAAACACAGUUGUAAGAGUUAUAUGGCACACUGAAUAUCUCAAUUUACUAUACAGUGCUUAAAAAAUUAUUUUCUGUAUUUAAUACAUAAUUAUUCAUGAGAUUUAUAGAUUGCAUAGCAUAAUGCCCUUUCACUGUUGAUUAAAGAUGAGUCAAUAUUGUACUUACUUUACUGUCAAAUCUCAUGCUAUCACGUGUACAUUAUUGUAAAAGAAUGUGCAUCUUUAAAAAGUCCCAAUAUUAUUUGUUCUGGCAUCAUUUUAAUGCAAUAACUACUUUUAGAAAUUGAUACUUAUAUGUACAUGAACCGGUAUUUUUGUUUUACAUAUCAAAACAUUUUAACCCUUUGGCCUAAUUUAAGAUUGUUUACAAGUUUAUUUCUUUAGUUCUAGCUGUUUUUUUUUCUUUAGUGAAUUAAGCUGCUGUUGUAGUUUUUUUGUCCUCUUUGUAUACUUGAUUUAAACAAUUGUUAAAGAUUCUGUGAUAUUUUACAUUUAUCUAAAAUAAAUAUUACUUCUUAAUUAAGAGAAAUGAGAAGACACUAUUGACAUGAUUGACUAUAAUAAAAAUUUGAAAUUUAAUGAGGUUUAGAGAAUAAUCCUAUUUAGAUUUUACUUAAUACUUUUUGCAUAAUAUAAUGCAAUAACUUUAGUAAUUAUUCAGUGUUCUUUCAUUUUAGAUAUUAUGUAUACAUAAAUACCUUGAAAUAUCAAUAUAGGUCAUAGCAUUUUGUAUUUAUUUUUCAAAGUUGUUUACCAGAGCAUGGGUAGAUGAAAUCUCCUAGUUUAAGCAUAAUUAAAACUUAUUUAUUUUUUUUAUACCUUGAUCUGUACAAAUCCAUGAAGAAAUCCAUUCCUUUAUUUGUAUACAAAUGAACACAAUUUAUACAUGCUUACAUGUAUAUGUUAAAUGUGAUAAUAUUUGCAUAGAGAUUUUCGCCCAACUUUUUGCAGUGUGUUCAUGUAUAGAGUUUUGUGAAUUUUAUGACAUCUCCAUGCCAACACAUUUUAUUUCAACCAGUCUAAUUCUAAUUUUAAUACUUUUAUAUUACAAUACAAUUUUGAACUUCGAAGAAAAAAAAAUGUAGCAUGGAAAUACUUCUAACAACAUCUCUGCAAUUAUGUAUAUAUUUAUAUAUUGUGGGAUUUUUUGUACUACAUGUAAGUUGAGUCAUUAACACUGCGGUAAAUAUAUACUAGCUGGUUUUAAAAAAUUAUAAGACAUAAACGUACAGGCCAUAUUAUUUUAAGGUCAAAGGUCAAGUUUAUCUUGCAUAUGAAUUAAAAGGAAUACUUACUUUGUAUCACUGCAUGUAUAGAUAAAACCAAGAUGUUUUUGUAUCAUGUUUUAUAUACUUUUUUAAGCAAGAUACAUGGCAAAGUGUUAAUAUAUUUGCAUAAUAUUCACAACAUUCCUUCAUUUUCAUGAUGAUUAUUCCAGUGUCAUAAAAAUGUUCAAGUGUGAUAAAGUAGAGCUAUUUGAACAAAGAUCUUCUUUUUUUUAAUUUUACAUAAAAUCUUUUUAUUAUCAUGUCUAUGUGUUGUUGUGGAUCUGUUAGCAAUAUGGAAAUACCAUAAAUUUAUUAAUAUUUACAA